Bradysia coprophila is the source of this 1652-nucleotide messenger RNA. RefSeq lists its product as uncharacterized. The record is from RefSeq and is a predicted model, not a curated record. Gene Ontology annotation, molecular function: glutamine synthetase activity. NCBI's taxonomy places the organism in Eukaryota, Metazoa, Arthropoda, Insecta, Diptera, Sciaridae.
ACUUUUGACGCUGUUUUGUUAAUUUCCCAUUUGGAAUUCACUGUCUCUUCCUACCUAUACCUACACUAAAAAUUGUGUUUGCUACCAGCUAAAAGUCAAUGUUUGUAGUUGUGACAAUACAGUGUAAUUUAUAGUCAGCGUUAAGGUACGUCUGAAUACACAAGCAUUUUUGUUAUAGGUAACUUAGCGUUGCUGUGAACGAGAAAUGGCAGAUCAAAUUGUAGCUAGAUUUUCGGAAAAAGGAAUUCGCUUCGUGAGAAUAGCCCUCGUCGACUCAUCGAAUCUUGUACGGAUACGUAUUAUUCCCAUUGCAAAAUUUUUAAAAUGCAUCAACUCAGCUGCUAGAGGAUUUUGCAUGGCGAACGCCGCAUUGGGUAUGAUGAGACACGUGGAUCAAUUUCCUGCAGGACUGCCGCCAGCAAUUUCUUGUCGCGGAGAAGUAUGUAUGGUACCGGAUGUUACGAGUGGAAUCGAUAAACUGUGUAGAUUGCCAUAUGGUUCCGGAGCACACGCACUAUGUAUGGUCGACUUGGAAGAAAAAGAUAAUCCAGGAGUUCCCUUCGGUGGAUGUGCAAGAUCAAGCUUGAAAAAGAUAUUGAGAACGGCAACAGAUGAAUUCGGGCUGUCAUUCCUCGUUGGAUUUGAAAUUGAAGUUUUUUUCUUGGAAAAGUCACUCGAUUCAAUCACUCCAAUUGAUUAUACAACUUAUGCUUCAAGCGUGGCUUUGCGUUCUGAACGAACGGCCAAGAUGAUUGAUGAAAUCGCACAGUCGAUUUCGGAUCAAGGAAUCGAAAUCUUACAUUUUCAUGCGGAAAGUGGACCAGGACAGUUUGAGUUCGUUACUGAUCCGUAUGACCCAUUAACUGCUGCAGAUAAUUUGGUUCGUACUCGCGAAACUAUUUAUAACAUUGCUGAAAAGUACGGUAUCAAGGCAACGUUGGCUCCGAAGGUUUUUGCUGAUCAUGCUGGAUCAGGUGCCCAUUGCAACAUAUCAAUAGAUAAGUUUCCGAAACUCAAUGUUACCAACACAGGCCCUAAUGCACCUGAAGGAAUAAAUUCAUUCGAAGAAAGUUUCUUGGCCGGAAUUUUGAAGCACCUUAGUUCAAUUUGUGCGUUCACCCUUCCCAAUGUUACAUCCUACAGUCGUACGCAAGAACAUUGCUGGGCCGGCUGUUAUGUUUGUUGGGGAAUCGAUAACAGAGAGGCGACCCUGCGUUUGGCCUACAUUCCCGGCGUGAAUCGUAAAUAUCGAUUUGAGGUGAAAAAUGUUGAUGGAACAUCCAAUCCGUAUUUGGCGGUUAGUGCAAUAAUUGUAGCUGGACUGGACGGAAUUCGUAGGAAAUUGCACUUGGAGCAGAAAGAGGUGACUGGUGCUCCGAAUCCACUUGAAUUGAAGAGAAUGCCGUGUUCAAUUGAAGAGGCAUUGAGUAAUUUGGAGGAGCCCACCGAAUAUGAGCUGUUUUGCGAGGGAAUGAAUAAAACAAUGGUCGACUUAUUUAUUGCGGUGCGAAAAGGUGAGGUGAAGCACGUGCGACAGUUGAGUGAUGAAGAGCAAUUGAAAUUUGCGAUAAAACAUUUCUAAUUUCUGUAAAUUGUUCACUAUCUUUGAAUUUUACGUGAAAAGGUGAAAUAAACAAGCGAUUCACAUGAAG